CACCUAUCUAGCUUGACCACCCCUGUCUCAGUUCAGUGGAGUUCAGUCAACCUGCCCCACGCUUCCCGGUUGCAUCUCGCCACUCCUGCGCAGCGAGUCGUGCCGUGAACGCGAUCCACGGUACACUAUCAAGAUGCAGUGUUUCAUCUGCGUCACGUACAUGAUAAUCUUAUGCAGCGCAAACCCAACAAAAACUCGGGAAAUAGCCACAACCCACGAGAAGCGGUCAUUGUUCCGUGACGUCAUAGAAUCUUUGAGAAUCCACUCUCAACUGCCUGAGGACAUAAAUCAAAAUGAUGAGAAUAAUCUGUCUCAAAACUACGUCAGAUAUGGAUAUGAGAACGAACCCUCUCAUUUGCCAAGUGACGCUGAAUAUAUACCAAGGAGAAACGAUAGGAUUGAAAUGCCAUCAAUGAAAUACCGCUUUCCUAAAAGCAUUGACAUUAACUCAACUGACGAAAUGAAAUCCAGAGAAGAAGUGGUAGUAUAUAUAGAUACAAACAAAUACAAACAUACUACAACAAAGCCUAAAAAGGACAAACGCCCACGACCACCAACUGUUUCUUAUAAUAAAAAUAAGAACCAAAAUAAGAAUAAAGGAGAAGAGGAUGAUGUUGACUUAGAAACUGAUUCGGAUACUGAUACGGAGAGUAACCCAAGUGAUUAUAUUCCUUGGACUAAUACAAUGGCUGGACAAAGCCACAUUGGCCACAGGGACUCGCAAACAGUACUGAAACCAACAGUCAUUGUGAACAUUCGCGGUACAGUUUCUAAUAAAGAUAGUGACAUCAGAAUCGAAGGGAGAGAAGAACCUGCAAAUAGAACGGAGCCACAACAAAACAUUUUCAACAUAAACCAAGAGAUUAAAAUCGAAAAAGACGGAGGUAAGAAAAAACCUUCAAACACAAAGCAAGAAAUAUCAAUGGUUGACACUAAAAAGGAAAGAUCUAAAAUUGAAGAAGAUAUGAUGAUGUGUGAAACAGCUUCGUGGAAACCAGAAGAAAAUCAGGAGCCUCGCAAAUUCGAUAGUGUUUUGCAAAUUCUGUUCUCUAUUUAGAAUAUAUUUUUUGAAAAAGUGUUCAUUCCAAUGCAUGAUAGUUUAAGAAAUGAGUAAUGAUUGUGAUAAACUUAAAAUGUUAGUGAUAGCUAUGCUCAAUAACGAUUUGUCUUAAACCUUUUAACUUUCAAUUAAGAUAACUUCAUCUAUGUUAAGUCUUAAUUCAUGUAUUUAAUAAAUA
This is a messenger RNA of Helicoverpa armigera (cotton bollworm), 1238 nucleotides long. RefSeq lists its product as uncharacterized. Bases 134 to 1057 code for a protein of 307 amino acids. Lineage: Eukaryota; Metazoa; Arthropoda; Insecta; Lepidoptera; Noctuidae. The transcript is spliced from 2 exons. The record is from RefSeq and is a predicted model, not a curated record.